Alexandromys fortis (reed vole) is the source of this 2845-nucleotide messenger RNA. RefSeq names its product TNF superfamily member 13b (gene Tnfsf13b). The record is from RefSeq and is a predicted model, not a curated record. The coding region runs from base 439 to 1269 and encodes 276 amino acids. The transcript is spliced from 6 exons. NCBI's taxonomy places the organism in Eukaryota, Metazoa, Chordata, Mammalia, Rodentia, Cricetidae. Gene Ontology annotation, cellular component: membrane. Gene Ontology annotation, molecular function: tumor necrosis factor receptor binding; receptor ligand activity. Gene Ontology annotation, biological process: immune response; positive regulation of B cell proliferation.
UAUCUUUUAUUACACCAGUGGGCCUUUGGUGUUCUUUCCCCCUUCCCUAGAACCACGCGGCCCAAGCAGACAGAGUUCUCAAGAAUAUGCAGAAGGGAAAGCACCUUCAAUAGCCUCGUGUUAAAAGUUCUGUCUGGAGUGAGGCAGUCUGAACCCCAAGCUCCCUCCACCCAGCCAUGUCAGAGGCCCCACAUCACCCGCAGCAGGAGGUGGCAUGAAAAAUCUUACAAAAACUGAAAGUGAAAUCAGGAAGGCCGAUUGAGCAAUCCAUGGAAGGACAGAGCCAGAGAACCUACUUCAGGAUAGCAAAAGAUGGAGAACAGAGAAAGUCAGGAGAGAGCUCCUAGGGGAUCCUCCACAGACACAGAUGACAGGAAAUGACCCACCCCUGUGGUCACUUACUCCAAAGGCACAGACCUUCAGCGUGCUCCUCGUGGAAUGGAUGAGUCUGCAGAGACCCAGCCACCGCUCCCUUCCUUUUGCCCUGAGAAAGGAGAAGAAAUGAAAGUAGGGGGUGUUUCCAUCACUCCGCAGAAGGAGUGUGCCUGGGUUGGGAUCUGCAGGGAUGGAAGGCUGCUGACUGCAACUCUCCUGCUGGCCCUGUUGUCCAGCAGCCUCACGGUGAUGUCCUUGUACCGGUUUGCUGCCCUGCAAGCCGACCUGAUGAGCCUGCGCGCGGAACUGCAGCGCUACCGGGCUGCAGCAGCACCGGCCGCCCCAGGGGCUCCCGGGGCCCCCGCAGGAGCCAAACUCCUGGCACCGGCAGCUGCGCGAGCCCACAACUCCAGCUUCGGCCACAGGAACAGACGCUCUUUUGAGAGUCCGGAGGAAACAGUCACUCAAGACUGUCUGCAACUGAUUGCAGACAGUGCCACGCCGACCAUACGAAAAGGAUCUUACACAUUUGUUCCAUGGCUUCUCAGCUUUAAAAGAGGAAGCGCCCUGGAGGAGAGAGAGAACAAGAUCGUGGUGAAGCAAACGGGUUACUUCUUCAUCUACAGCCAGGUUCUAUACACAGACACCAUCUUUGCCAUGGGGCACCUCAUCCAGAGGAAAAAAGUGCACGUCUUUGGGGACGAGCUGAGCCUGGUGACCCUGUUCCGAUGUAUUCAGAAUAUGCCAAGAACACUACCCAACAAUUCCUGCUACUCAGCUGGCAUAGCGAGAUUGGAAGAAGGGGAUGAGAUUCAGCUCGCAAUACCUCGAGAAAAUGCGCAGAUCUCCAGAGACGGAGAUGGCACCUUCUUUGGGGCCCUAAAACUGCUGUGACCCCCACUUCCUGGACUGCGGCCCCUUCCCUCCUUUCUCCUGGACCUCCACGAGAAAAAUGAACAGCUGGAAAUAUCAAAAGACGGGGAAGUCACCGCCCAAACUUUCCUUGGGAGCCGUUUAGUUUGCUUCACUGAAACUGGUCCAAAACAGGAGAUUUAACGGACAACCACGACCAAAACUUAUCAUGUGGAUUACGAGAAAUGCAGCCCGUGGUCUGGUAGUCAUAAAGACAGGACCCAGAAGGCUGUGCUCUGCAGUCCGUGUCAACAUGGCCAAUGCCCUUGCUUCUCAUCUUGGGAAACACACAGUUCAGAAAGCAGGAAGAUUUCCUCAGAAGAGGACUCCGCAGUGAGCAGAGGGUCCAUUCGUAUCUGUAGUCGCUGAAACAUUCCUGCAAAGUCUCAGGAUUUAUCUUUGGGACUCCGCAGUGAGAGGAGGGUCCAUUCGUAUCUGUAGUCGCUGAAACAUUCCUGCAAAGUCUCAGGAUUUAUCUUUCUUUUCACUUAAAUAGACUCUUCUUUUUUCCAGUUAAUACUAGGGAAAUUUUUGCUUGUUUGUUUUUAAAUCUAGGUGUCUUGAACUAGUCAUAGACAAAAAUACUUAGAGGCUCAACUUUGGACAUUUUAAAAUAAACUUAAUUUAAGAUGUUUAAACUUCAAAUAAUUGGAUAGAAAAGUGCUAACUAUUGAAGUUUUCCUGGUUCAGGUCAAGUGUGCUAUUGUUUCUCAAACCUUAUCGACGUCUUUUUCAUGGGAGGAAGGCAGUCUCUCAUUUUGGAUCACAUGUGUAUUUUGUAAUAACGCUCAGUUGCUUUGUAAAACGUUAUCGCAGACACCAUCUGAUGAGCACACAGAACCCAUAAUGCAAAACUGUGGUCAUUCUCACCAAACCCCAAGUCGAGGACGCCUACUGUGAAACUGCGGUCAUGCCCACUAAACCCUCACAUCGAGGCCGCAUCUGUAGCAGAGGAAUGAAUGCACUGUGCCUAUGUCCAGUCUCAUUGCAUGCUGCUGCUGCUGCUGCUGCUGCAGUUCUUGUGAUGCAGCCCUGCAGGAAGAUCUGCCUUAUUUGCUCUGUAAUCAUUGAGCAGAGUUCAUAGCAUCUGGCCUCAUACAAGGCACAUACAUGCUCCCAUGAUAACUGUGCCUCAGGGGGUUCCUCACAGAGAAUUGCACUUCACAGAGCUGUACAUGCAUCUCUCGUGGCGUCUGCUUCCUGUGUGUUAGGUCUUGUGUGUCAUUAGUUGCUCCCACUGGAUGCUUCACUUCACUAAAGAGGAAAUGGAAGAAGAGACAUCUAUUUCCCCAUCGACCUUAAAACAGUGUAAAGAUGACCUUGCCACAACACAGGAAACAAUUCGAAUCUGUAUCACAAAUCUAAUGUUGCUCAACUCUCCGUUUUCUGUAUCUUUUGUUUUGGGGGUUCAAGUGAGAUGAACUUGGAAGUUUAUUUUGUUUUAUAAAACAGUAAUUAGAAAGCAGAAGUGGUUGGUGAGAAGGGCAUUGACUCAGAGGAACGGCUAGCGAUUUCCAUGGCGUUGCUGCUAAGGUUGAUUGCCAAAUAAAACCACUGU